Malaclemys terrapin pileata is the source of this 5570-nucleotide messenger RNA. It is a transcript of the gene FBXO21, whose product is annotated as F-box protein 21. The transcript has 12 exons. Bases 12 to 1805 code for a protein of 597 amino acids. Gene Ontology annotation, molecular function: DNA binding; protein binding. Lineage: Eukaryota; Metazoa; Chordata; Testudines; Emydidae. The record is from RefSeq and is a predicted model, not a curated record.
AAACAGCCAAGAUGGCGGCGGCGGAGGCCGGCGGGAUGGGCCUCACCGACCUGCCCGGGGAGCUGCUGGAGCUGAUCCUGUGCAGUGGGGUCCUGAGCGCCGCCGACAUCGGCCGCGUCUCCUGCACCUGCCGCCGGCUGCGGGACGUGUGCCAGGCCCGCGGCAAGGUCUGGCGGGAGCGCUUCCGCCUGCGGUGGCCAUCACUACUGAAGUAUUAUAGCCAUACAGACAACGUCAAUUGGCUAAAGGAAUAUAAAGCACGGCACAAUGCUGGCUUAGAAACUCGACGAAUUGUAGCAUCAUUCUCCAAAAGAUUCUUCUCAGAACAUGUCCCCUGUGAUGGCUUCAGUGACCUUGAGACUCUUGGGUGCCCGGGUCAUUUUUUUGAGGACGAGCUGAUGUCUAUCCUUAACAUGGAAGGAAGGAAGUGUCUAACCUGGAAGUACUAUGCAAAGAAAAUUCUUUACUUUCUACGACAACAGAAUAUUUUAAAAAAUCUGAAGGCAUAUCUUGAACGACCUGGGGACCAACUGUCAUUUUUGGAAGGUGCUGUUUUAAUUGACCAGUACUGUAAUCCUCUCUCAGACAUCUGUCUAACAAGUAUCCAAGCGCAGGUUGAUGAUAUCACAGACAAAGUUCGCAAAGUCCUGCGGACCAAAAACCCUAGGCAUCCAAGCUUGGCUCCAAAGGCAGGAGAGGUCUUGAUUGUUUCUGAUGUGGAGUUUCAAAGGCAGGUACUGGAUGCUGUAAAUUGUGUCCUGUAUGAACAAUUAAAAUACAAAGGAAAUGAGAUGGAUUACUACAACUCUUUGAAUUCAUACAUUCACCAGGUUUUAAUCCGUAGGACGGGAAUCCCUAUCAGCUUGUCUGUGCUCUAUUUAACAAUUGCCAGGCAGUUGGGAGUCAGACUCGAGCCAGUCAACUUUCCUAGUCACUUCCUGCUGAGAUGGUGUCAAGGGAAAGAAGGAAGCACAGACAUCUUUGACUACAUAUACAUAGAUGCCUUUGGAAAGGGAAAGCAGCUAACUGUGAAAGAAUGCGAGUACCUGAUUGGCCAUCAUGUAACAGAGGAGUUCUAUGGAGUGGUUACUUCAAAGGAGGUCUUGCAGCGUAUGGUGGGAAACCUCUUAAACCUUGGAAAGCGGGAAAGCACUGAUCAGUCCUACCAGCUCUUGAGAGACUCCUUGGAUCUGUACCUGGCCAUGUAUCCGGACAAUGUGCAGCAUCUAAUGCUCCAGGCUAGGUUAUACUUCCACCUGGGAAUCUGGCCAGAAAAGGUUCUGGACAUCCUGCAGCAUGUUCAAGUGUUGGAUCCAUCCCAGCAUGGGGCAGUGGGGUAUUUAGUUCAGCAUACCUUAGAGCAUAUUGAACGCCGUAAGGAGGAAGUGGGACCUGAGGUGAAGCACCAUUCUGAAGAGAAGCACAAAGAUAUCUGCUUUUCUAUUGGGCUGAUCAUGAAACACAAGAGAUAUGGCUAUAACUGUGUCAUUUAUGGCUGGGAUCCCACCUGCAUGAUGGGACAAGAAUGGAUGAGAAAUAUGAAUGUCCAUAGCCUACCUCAUGGCCCCCAUCAACCUUUUUACAAUGUGUUGGUGGAGGACGGAUCCUGCAUAUACGCUGCUCAAGAGAACCUGGAAUAUAACUUGGAGCCUCAUGAAAUCCCUCACCCUGAUGUCGGCCGCUAUUUUUCAGAGUUUACAGGCACUCACUACCUGGCAAAUAAAGAGCUGGAGAUUAGGUAUCCUGAGGAUUUGGAACUUUCUUGUGCAACAGUCCAAAAGAUCUACAGCAAAGUCAAGGAAUGAGUGAAACUUGAUCACAAGGACAGAAGAAAGUUUAUCACAGCUGCUACUGUAUCCUCUUUGUGGACAGAAUUAUGGAAGCCAAUUUUCACAAUAAUCUUCAGGCGUAUGCCCCAGGAAUUGCAUCGCACUUCAUAACCUGUGAGAUCACGUAUGUCUAAUAACCACUCAGUUACCAUCUGCCCACACUAGUCCAUUAAUUUGGGAUGCAUUGGUAUUCCAGACAAGGCAUUCAUUACCUUGAAGUGACAAUCAAAGUAUGAAGUGUAUUGUCCCCUUGAGCGCUUGUAUUUACCACUUGUGUGUUUAGGAUCGACUUUUCCUAUUUAGGAUGUGAGCAUGUUACAACUCUAGCUAGAGUCUGGAAUAAUCCCAUGUUAUGGAUAAAGAGAUGGAUCAUACUUGCAGUAUUUUUUUAUAUAUCUAUUCUGUGUAUACAGUAGUUUUAAGGUCUCUCUGAAGUUCCACAAUUGUUUGUUUCCUCAAUUCUGAUUUUCCUCUUACCCUGAAAAUAAGUGUUGCUAACAUUCCAAUUCUGAAAUCACUUGUCAGCCUCGGCAAUGGCACUGAAACUUUCUUGAACAAGAAUCAUGAGGCACCAUAUGAUGGUGAGUUCAACAGUAACUUGAAUGGACCUCAUACAUGUAACGCUUCCAGCUGUUACAAACGCACCGUUGAAUCAUUUUAUAGAAAAUAAGAUCCUGGCAAUUUUCUCUCCCCAAUAUACUUGUUGUUGGGACCCUGAUUCCUACCUGUACUUUUUCUUCCAUUAUGUUCUCUUCAUGGUGUUGAAUUUGUGAUGUGGUCAUAUAUGUAUUUUUCUACAUGUCUCCUUUUAUCUGGUUGAAACUGUUAAAACUUGUAGUUUGAACCACCAUCUUGUGGUGAAGUCUUUAUUUAGUGAGCUGUUAUCUAUACUGUCAGAUUGCAAUUGUGCCAUGAAAGUCAGUAGACGCCAGCAUCUGGCAAACAAUACAUGGAGAACUUAUUUCCUAUAUCAUGAUGCCUUCUUUCUUUUGAUCAAAAGAAAAAUGCCCUUUGAAGGGGAAAAGAGGGUUAACUAUUUGUCCAAAUUCUGACCCCUGCAAGGGAGGUGCUUCAGAAACGGAGGACACUUGAAUUUUAAUGAGACUGCCGCCGUAGAGUCUGCAAAGCCUAGAAAAAUAGUACAUGAUUAUUUUCUUUUAGGGUUACAUAAGAAUUGGAUGUGAAGUUGCAAAGUAUUUACAAAGAUAUGGAAUAUCUACAGUACUUUCGUUUCUAAAUUAAUAACUCCUGGCAGGCUGCAGUCAUGGUUUCUAAUUACCGUGUGGUUACAUAGUUAUAGACAGAAGACUUAGUUAUCCUGCCCUGUAGAGUAAAAUGACACCCUUAUUCUUGUAACAUUUUAAAUGUGUCUGUGCACUAACGUGCACCCUUCUUUUUAAGAUAAUUGAUUUGCACGCAGUCUUGUGUAAAUAUUUAACAAGCAACUUACACUUUUCACAGUGAAGUUUCGUGAUCUGCAAGUUCCUCAACGCUUGAGAGGCAGCAGAAAAAAACCUAUUAGUGCUAAUAAAUAGGAAAGAAUAAAAUUACACUACAAUAAAUUUUCUGAUAAUCCCAGCUGAAUUAAAGGGGAUUUAGGUACAAAAUUGUCACUGAUUUGAGAGUCAUGUAGCUAAACCCCUGUGCAAACUUCAAACUAAAAUCCAAAUCUCUGUCUCUAAGGGGUUGAAAAUUGUAAUUUUUAGGGCAUAUCCUGAAAGAUUGCCCAUGUUUGGAACGACUCUGCUAGUAGAGUAAAUGAGGGAAUACUACCUUCGGUUUUAAUUUCUAGGCUGUUGUGCAUCUGACCCUUAAACAUAUAGUAGAAAGAGACAGAUGACUAGGAGUCAGGAUUUCCAGGUUCCCAGCUCUGCCACUACUCACUGUGUGACCUUGGGCAAAUCAUUUCUCUCUGCUGCACUUUUUAUCUGCAGAAUGGAUGGUCUAAUAUUUACCUGUUGUACCUCCCAUGGGUGUUUUUGAAUGUUUGGAAAGCACUUUGAAAUUCUCAGCUGAAAGGUGCUUUAUAAAUGCAAACUCUUAUUCUGCUAUUGAAUAUCAGUGGUACAUGUGCAAUUAAACUCCUACACAAGCUCUGGUCAGCAUCGUGUUUCAGUGUGACUUGGUUUUCCUUUGUCUUUAAAGGUAACAUUAAAACAAAAUUUUAACCUCAAGUUAUAACUGUAAAUAUGUAUUGACACAUUUUAAAUAUAUGCUAUAAUUUAGUGAUACAAAAUGGGCUUGAAAGUAGCCCCUAUAGCCUGUUUGUGUAAAUUUUUAUUUGGGCACUUAUAUAUCUUUUUUUAGAAAGUGGAUUUUGGACCUGAUAAAUCAUAACAACUGUUCUUGACCUUUUUCACAAAUCUGUGACCUAGUCCCUUGUCACACUUACUGUAUCCAUUUGUGAGGUGGAACCAUUGCAAUGUACUAUUGGAUACAAGUAUUAAAAGUGAGUUAUGUAUAGCUACUUUUCAAACAAUUGUUCAAACAACUGUUAGCUUGUGUCUAUAUUACAGAGUAGGUUGAUCUUGUCCAGGGGUUCUCAAACUAUGGGUCGGGACCCCUCAGGGGGUCGCGAGCUGUCAGCCUCCACCCCAAACCCACUUUGCCUCCAGCAUUUAUAAUGGUGUUAAAUACAUUAAAAAGUGUUUUUAAUUGACAAGGGGGGAUUGCACUCAGAGGCUUGCUAUGUGAAAGGGGUCACCAGUACAAAAGUUUGAGAACUCCUGAAUUUUCUUAUUUAUACAAUGGACACAUCGGCUGCAGAAUUUUAUGUACGAAUUACUUGUGAAUCCUAGGAUCUGUAGAACACUUCUGCAUGUCUAUGUACUAAAAAUAGCAGAAAGAUUUCUGUGGAGGUUAGAAGGGGAAAUAUCUUUGUAUGAGAGAGUUUAGCCCACAUUGUGAUUCUGCUCUGCCGUGUGAUUCUGUAAAAAUGGCAUCAUGUGACUAUAUAUGUACAGUUUUCUUUUUCAUAUGAACUAAGUUUAGGAGUAAAAAGAUUAGCUUUCUAACUUCCAGUCCUACACACCCAGUUUGGGAUCUGAGUCAAGUUUGGGUCUUUUCUUAGAUAUCACUAGUAAGAAAGGUUCUGUAGGGGAAAUUACGUCCUCAGUGACACCCACGUGAUCCUAUUGCUUUCCAUGGGGUUGCAGAAAUGUAAGUGAUUGGAACUUAGUAAACAAUUCUGUUGCACAAGAAUGAAUUGCUCCUUCUUAGCUUCAUUGAUUCUGCACAGCUAACUGGAGUAAAAAAUAGUGUGAGCUUUAGUGAUUUAAAUAAGUGGUCAGAUCUGAUUGUGUUUAUACACAGAUCUGAUAAGUCAAGUGCCAUUUUCUUAGUGACUUCUUAGAGUAGAACUGUAUUUCACCUGGAGUAUAUCAUUAGUAGAAGACGAUUCGGGAAAAUAAAAGAACAGGGCCUGUGGGAAAAGACCCAAUGGUCAGGAUUAUAGAUGUAUAUAGGGUCAGACUUGCUUAACUUGACAAAUCACUUCACCUAGAUCAUUUUAUCCUGAGUAAAUUGCAUCCAAAGUCAAAUUCUUGAGUUAUCACUUCAUACUCAACAAAAAUCUGCCUUUAGAAUAGUCAAAACACCUUUCUAAUUUGGGAGACGCCUUCCAGGAUAUAAAACAGCUCUGAGAGUUGUAUCUUGUCCUAUGAACUGUUGCAUAUGUCAUCGGUAGUAAUUAUGUACAUGUUAAGGAUACAAAAGCUUUUCCUAAAGCAGUAUUAGGCUUUA